This is a messenger RNA of Anopheles moucheti, 6487 nucleotides long. RefSeq names its product mucin-5AC. Gene Ontology annotation, biological process: protein dephosphorylation. Lineage: Eukaryota; Metazoa; Arthropoda; Insecta; Diptera; Culicidae. The record is from RefSeq and is a predicted model, not a curated record. Gene Ontology annotation, molecular function: protein tyrosine phosphatase activity. The transcript is spliced from 8 exons. The coding region runs from base 1 to 4380 and encodes 1459 amino acids.
AUGUUAGAACAAAAGCGGUUAAAUCGACAGACGUCCAGAAUGGCACGAUUUGUGGCAUUGAUGGCAUUGGCCGGGUGUCUUGUGCUGCUCUGCAGUCAUCUACCCUCGGCGCGGGCACGUGUAAUUGUGCGACGUCAGGCGGAGGAAUCCGGGCCAACCAUGGCUUCAAACAACAGCGAACAAACUGUAACGGACGAGGUGCUCGAAGCGACAACGUUGGCCCCGACUGAUGAAGAUGCAGCCAAUAAGGUGGCGACAACUCCACCCAGGCCAAACGAUCGUUUCGAACAGUUCCCGGCCGAUGGUUUAAACUCGGACAGUGCUGUCAUUUCGGGCGAUGAAAGUGAGGAUGAGUUAUUGGCGUCUUCCCUUUCGGAAACGAUGGAACGGCAGUCGAGCGGUACCGAGGAGGAAGAAACUAUUGCCAAAACGACACUAGCGCCAUCUGGCGAGGAAUCCAUGGGCUCCACGAGAGACUCAUCCAGCACCGGAGAAGAGGACAGUGCGAAUUCUUCUUCCUCGCAAGGAACAAUUGAAUCGCUGAGCGCCAGCCAGCAGCAAUCCGAUGCGGAUGUGUCCGAUAGGAGCGAGGACUCGACGGAACUGGCCGCAGUGAAUACGGUGGCAUCUGCAGAAUCAUCUGCAAGCAAUGAUAUUACCACCCCGGCACCAACAGCCGCUCCUGCCCGUUCGGAUGUUCCAAAUGAGGUGGGCUCUGAAGCGGAGAGUCUCAGCAGUGGUAGUGUAUCAUCGUCGACGGAGUUGCGAACAUCGGAAUCGGAACCGUCGUCUGAAUCGGAUCAAAGUUCACGGCCUGAAAGCACGGAACAAACGGUCCAGCGACAGGAACCGAUUGAGCAGGACUCGCUGGCCGAGGAGACCACCACCGAGGCCAAAGUUAAUGUUGGUGAUGAUAAUGACGGUAGUAGUGUCGUCGCACCAACCUCAGUGCCCGAGCUACCCGAGGCAAACCCAGACGCGGAAACGUUAAGUGCCCCGGGUUCAAACCGUACCGAGGACGACGGCGCACGGUUCGACUUAAGUAGGUAUACGGCACCGUCCAACUACUCGCAGGGUGCUGUACCGCGGAACGAAAAUUCCACUGAUGAUGGUGAAAAAGAACUUAGCACGGAGGAACCUUUGUCGGUGACCACACUAUCGACGCUUAACGUUGGCGCGGAAGAUGAGUCCACCGCUGAUGGAGUACGUGUGAACGAAAGCGUGGAAAGAAACAGUUCCGUGUCGGUGGAAAGAACACAGAUCGAAACGAAUGCAUAUGAAGAAAGUUCCAAUGAGGUGGAACGCAACCAGACACAGGCCGGUACGAUACCAUCGCGCACCAAGAAGGGCAAAUUCUUGGACCAGUUCAAUGAGGAAACUACCGAGGACAAUGAUAUUAACCUGCCGAACGGUGCUGCCUGGGCGUUGGCCGGAAUGCGCAUGGUGGAGCGAAAGCAAUCGGACGCUGGUCAGGCAGUGAGCGAAAGCACGGAAACGGUACGGGAUGAUAGCGAGAAUGUGGUGGCAAACAAUACGCUCAAGCAGCUGAUGGAUUGGGCAAUUAUUAUGCAGCAAGCGGACUUUGCGAAUAGUUCCUUCGUGCGUUCCACCGUAGCGUCGGAUGAACCGUCGGUCGGUAAGGACAGGCGAACGUACGCGAAUAAGGUUCCGACUGUCGAGGGCGGUGAUGUUCUAAGCGAGGAGAAUCGCUUAACAGCGGUCGUAACAGAAACUGCACCAACGAGAGCCGUCGCUGAUGGGGAGAGUAUGGCCACGGAAGCGGAGGAUGCAAAUGUGGUCGAUACAACGUUUGUCCCAUCAACCGAAAAACCCGAUCGUGAUGGGCAAGAGUUGGAAGAUUUCAAAUUUGAAGAUCGAUCUACUAGCAGCACUACGGUGGUGAAUGAGAUUGUGGGUACUAGCGAGAGAGUAAACGUUGUUCCCACCACCACAAGACGUACUUAUGAAGUUAGUGAAAAUGUGGACGAAACUGAGGAAUCUUCGAAGAUUCGUAACACACCGGAAAUUCGAACUUCAACAACGACCACUCAACGAUCGGACGUUAGCACUGGUGUAGGUAUAUUUGACGAUGUUCCGAUAACGACCUACUCUCCUGUGGCACCAAUCCUAAGACGCACAGAGCAAACUACUCCUCCAAUACCGCUUACAACCAUGAUCACGCGUAUCGCUAGCACGAUGCCUGCAAGACGUCCAAUUACCUUGCAGCAAGAACUCGCCGCCAUGACAACCACGGACGUGUCGAUGAAGGAAAUUACCAGUACGGACGUGGGUAGUGCUUCAGUCACUACCACAGUGUCCAGCAGCGAAUUACCACCGCGCGAAGGUUCCGAACCUAAGCCACUAGAGCAGGACUCGACAGAAUUUUCGGAAGUGAGCCAAAAUGUGCGAAGCGACGAAAGGCUUCUGGUGACCACAUCCACCAUGGCAAGCGUGACCACCGUUGUGCCGAACCUGUCCAGUGCAACGCUUACAAACAACGUUGAGUUUGACGAUUCCUCUGCGGGGGAAAAUUUAAUUGGACAGUCGAGCGUAACUACCGAACGUUCGGAACCACCCCAACCGACCACUGACGAAACCGCUGACGAUGGAGGCAAAGUUCCGAUUGUUUUAGAUGACAAGCAUGUGUACGAUAUGGUUUCAACAACGACACUUGUAGCAACAACCACCACCACGACCACGCCAUCUUCAGCUCCUACAACGGAGGUCAGUCCUGGAACGUCACCGAACGGUUCGGGACAAUCGGUUGGAAUUUCGGCCGAAGCUUACACUACACGUCGCACAAUUGAUCGUUCCAUGACGACAACCGAACUGUCGGAGGAGGAAUCCGUCACGGAGGAAGACUACAUCGAGCUGAACAAUGUUCCGGCUACGGGAGGUAGUAAUCAACCGCAGGGAGAUGGCCAGAAUCAGACGGAACAGGGUGUUCCACGGCAGGGUACUAACGGUACGACGGAACAGUCGCAGAGCGAACCGGCAGCAGAAGAGGAUAACAGUGUUGUCGUGGCUGUGGUGGCCAGUAUCGUGAGCGUGAUCGUGGUGCUACUAUUGAUAGCGGCUUUCAUGUACUAUCCGCCGUUGCAGAUCGUGUUCCGCAAGCGCCAGAAUCAGGUCUCGUACGGACAGCGCUGUCGCCCGGUAGGGCUGGAUGCGUACAGUUUGGACAACGUGUCCGUGUACAAUAGCGUCCGCCGGAAGGGCAAUACGGCACGCAUGUCUAAACGUUCGUACGGUAACUCAGCGUUCGAAGAUCCCAACUUCAAAACGAACCCACUGACGGUGGCCGAACUGGCAAACAUCAUUCACAACAAAACGGCCAUUUACGACGAGUUUAAGGAGAUCCCGAAUGUGACGGCCCGGGCUGAUGAGGUACCGGAAGGAUGUGAGGAUAAGAAUCGGUACGCAAACGUAGUUCCUUUGCCGGAAACGCGUGUUCAUCUGAAGCGCAUGAGCGACGAUGAGAAGACGGAGUACAUUAAUGCUAACUUUGUGAAGGGUCCCAAGGAUUCCGCCAACUACUACAUCGCAUGCCAGGCACCGAUGGAGAACACGAUCAAUGACUUCUGGCGCAUGGUGUGGGAACAAAACUCAAAAGUCAUCAUCAUGGCAACAGAUCUGAGCGAGAACGGGGUGGAAAAGUGUGCCGAAUAUCUGCCGCCAUCGGUCGUUCUGGACAACAGCCGCACGUUUGGAGAUUUCCAGCUUACGUUGAAAAAUCGUGAAAAUAAGGAGAAGUACACAAUCUCGACGGUGCAUAUGCGACACACGCCCAGCAACAAUCUGCGCGAGAUCAUGCACUUCUGGUAUCAGUGGCCCGAUACGGGCGUCCCGAUCGACGAAUCGUCCAUCAUCGGUAUGCUGCUGGAGGCACGAACCUACCUGAAGCUUUCCCCCUCGGAGCUGGCCGAAUUUGCCACGAUCGCUGAGGAGACUGAGGAAUCGUCUCCGGUGCAGCCGAGUGGAGCGGCCAAUGGAACGGAUACCACUAACACUAGCAAUAAUAAUAACAACAACAAUAACAACAAUGCCACCAGCAAUGGUACGGCGGGCGCCGGCAAAGAGCCGUCCAGCAUCGUCAGCAACGGUGGCACCAUGGACAAGCACAAAUCGCUACAACGAACUCAGGGACCACUCACCGUACACUGUUCGCCGGGUACUGGACGUACCGGAACGCUGGUCGCGUGUGACAUUGCGCUGCGUCUACUAGAGGUGCCACCGCGUACGGUGGAUCUGCCACAGAUAGUGUACUACGUACGACGAGGACGGGCCAGUGCCGUGCGAACACGCGAACAGUACGAACUGAUCUACAGGGUAGCUAACGUGUACGCGACCAAAUUGACGGGACCGACCAUAGAAACAUAGGAAAGACUCAUUUAAAAUCAAGUAUUGUGAGUAUGUUCGACACAAACCACUCGGAUGGAGAUGAGCGUUCCAUCGGUCCACGAUCCUCCAGAGACUCGAUCGACACUUGGAUGGGGUGCGAGAGGGAAGCAGUAAAGGAUGAACGACACCAACCAAACACCACCAGCAUACGACAAACUGGCAGAAACUAAUACUUCUAGGCCUGCAAAGCCACCAGCAAUACAUGGAGAGAAAUGGAUCCUUUUCCAUCCUCUGCCAUCUUGUACUUUCCAGGUUCACGCGUGAACUGGACGCACUCUCACACAUUUCAAUCUGACCCCCCACUGAUUAAGUCCCGAGCGAGAUCGACAGUGACACAGACACCGUUUGGGUUGCCGGAUGGUGAUGCUGGCUGCACUCGGCGGUAGCGAACUGGGCAGACAGCAUCACCGUCUAGCCACGUGCUUCGGUGUCGGGAUUACUCAUAAUACUUGAUUUUAAUCUCUAGCAGGGACUAGAGAAAAUCGCGAUAAUCCUUCAUCCCAUUCCAAGCGCAAGUAGUAGUAGCAGCCGAAGUGAGAAGAAACGAGGGAACAAGAAAGUAUUUGCAUAAUCGCGGCAAAAUCAACAUUCCAGGAAAGGUUGCGUGUAUCUUUCUCUUCGUGAGGAGGAUACACGUUUGGCGAAAAUGCAAGCACGCUACCUUAAAUGUUGAUAACUGUAGAAAGGGGACAACACUUUAGCAAGGUUACAAUUAACUACUCAAAAUCUCAUCUACUCUCAUGCAGCACUUUCCACCUGUUUCCACAAGCCCGUGAGUUUAGGAGUUUUGUUUUGUACAUGUGAAGUUCCUCGUCGGUGUAUCGUUAUCCUUUGUUUUGUUUUGUUAGUGUCGUACCGUGAUGGUCCGGUUUGGGGAAGGAUAAGCCUUCGUUCUGUUUAAACUAGCAUAGGCAUGUAUAGCUCAAGAAAGAGGAAUCGUUUAACGAUCAGCUCAACAGCGUGUUUAACAGCUGGCGCUGGAAUUUGAAAGAACUGCAAUAUAGGGUUCCCUAGGCAUGAGAAGCUAUCGACUAACCAUUAACGAAGAACUAACCGUGUUUCAACACGGUCACGGGGAGGUCCGUUAAAGGAGAGAGAGAGAGAGAAAUCGGAAGGAUAACUUUGUUUUGUUGCAAUAUAGGAUGUAAUGGAGCCGUUAAACUCAAUACAUUUAUCAUCUAUGACACUCUUAGGUUAGGUACGAAAUUAGAAUAAGAAAAGUGUCCCGCCCGAUUUUCUCUUCCACCUUCCUCGCGUGCCCCCCCAUAAGGUUAGAUAGAUUUCCAAUGCACGUGCCUUCAUCUGGUAAAUUGCAUUGAAUUGCUCCGCAGUUGGAAACGACCGAUGAAUUGAACUAACUGACGAUAGAUUUGAUUAGAAAUGUGAUACUUUAGCUACGGGAUAUUUACUACCGGAAAAAAAAUGGAAGACACACUUACCUAUUAUUAUACACGGCAUAGAUUUAUAGGCAAAUUUAUAAUAAUAAAUAGGAAGCAAAGGGUAGAAAUUAUGUGGACGUACCAAUCGCGACGCAUCCCAUCUGCACGAGUAACCUCACGAGAGUUCAGAACGUGUGUUACCCCGUUUGAGACUAGAUAUUGGGCAGGCAGUGGGUAAAGUUUAGCUUUAGCACAAAUGGGUAUCGAUUUCAUACAGCUAAUGAUGCUUAUCGUCCUGCCACGAUUGUGUGUGUGUUGCAUAUUUAUAUACCAUACACUCGGCCUCCCAUCAACCUGAUAUUCUGAUCUGUCCUUACAGCGACGUAUAUCGUUUACAGUGGUAAAGCUUAUUCCACUUAAAACAAAAAAAAGCUCAAAAGGCUAAACAUUUAUCACGGCACAAAGACAAACUUUAUGCCGAUUAUUUAUCCGCGAUGAGAUGAAAAGCGUAAUUUCGUAAUGCAUGAAUCUGUUUUUGGUUUUUUUGUAGCGUGCGAACGAAUUGUACAUCGUACGAGAAAAACUAAUACCCGUCUGAGGCUGAAAACUUAACGUAACGAACGACAAGCAAUUGAACGAGAUUUCUGUGACCAUGUUGCGUGGGACAAAAUUAUACUCCCCGGGACAUGGUACUACUUGUGUAGAAG